CUUCGAAGACCUCAGCUUCGUCGUUGACAAUCCAUACCACGAAACCCAUCCGCCCAGCGAAGUCAAGAUGGGUCGUGUCAUUCGCAACCAGAGAAAGGGUCGCGGCUCGAUCUUCACCGCCAACACCCGCCUCAACAAGGCCGCGGCCAAGUUCCGAACCUACGACUUCGCAGAACGCCAUGGAUACAUUCGUGGCGUAGUCAAGGAGAUCGUCCACGACGCCGGACGUGGUGCACCUCUCGCCAAGGUCGUUUUCCGCGAUCCAUAUCGAUACAGGCUCCACACCGAGACCUUCAUCGCAAACGAGGGCAUGUACACUGGCCAAUUCAUCUACGCCGGCAAGAACGCAUCUCUCACCAUCGGCAACGUCCUCCCACUCGGCUCUGUCCCUGAAGGUACUGUUGUCAGCAACGUGGAGGAGAAGAUUGGCGACCGCGGUGCAUUGGGCCGAACCUCUGGAAACUAUGUCACUGUCAUCGGCCACAACCCAGACGAGGGCAAGACCCGUGUCAAGCUCCCAUCUGGUGCCAAGAAGGUUGUCAAGAGCUCUGUCCGUGGUAUGAUUGGUAUCGUUGCUGGUGGUGGACGUACGGACAAGCCUCUCCUCAAGGCCUCGCGCGCCAAGCACAAGUUCGCUGUCAAGCGCAACUCAUGGCCAAAGACUCGUGGUGUUGCCAUGAACCCAGUCGACCAUCCUCACGGUGGUGGUAACCACCAGCAUAUUGGUAAGGCUUCAACCAUCUCCCGCUACGCCGCACAAGGUCAAAAGGCCGGUCUUAUCGCUGCCCGGAGAACUGGUCUGCUCCGUGGUACCCAGAAGACCAAGGACUAGACGCAUCAUUGAGGCUGGCGGUGUUGGAGGGAGUUUCACGGAUUUGCGCUGCAUCGAAAGCAAAGGCUUCAUGGGUUAUAGCGAGGCUGUGAAGGCAUACAGCUACCUGCAGGAAUCCUGUGCAGACCAAAUGAGUUUACGUUCAAAAGCCAUGUGCUCCUCCGCCCUCUGCUUUUUCUCAAUCGAUGUGCGACCACUGCCACAACAGAUUCUGAAGCAGCAUCACUCUACAGAGUCCGUCGAGCCCGGUGGCCAGAGACAGUAGCCAGCAAGACGUGGUGGCGAGCCUGGACACAAGUCUAGUAUGACAUGGAGGCACAUUGGCAAGCCACAGCUUCGUACCAGCAGAACGUUGAACGUUGUGUGAGAUUCUGUCCGCUGAACCCAAGUGAUCAACUCUGCACUUGCAUACAUUAUUUCUCACACAGGAACAGUAGUCGCUGCAUCGUGUCUCGUCCACGUGUAGCCGAAGCAGUUCCAUGCCAC
Messenger RNA from Pseudocercospora fijiensis CIRAD86, 1318 nucleotides. RefSeq lists its product as uncharacterized. Bases 68 to 832 code for a protein of 254 amino acids. Lineage: Eukaryota; Fungi; Ascomycota; Dothideomycetes; Mycosphaerellales; Mycosphaerellaceae. Gene Ontology annotation, molecular function: structural constituent of ribosome; RNA binding. Gene Ontology annotation, cellular component: ribosome; cytosolic large ribosomal subunit. The transcript has 3 exons. The record is from RefSeq and is a predicted model, not a curated record. Gene Ontology annotation, biological process: cytoplasmic translation.